UUCCCUGAUUAAUUAAGAGGACGCAGCAUGCAAGACUCGCUGUUUUUGCUUAUUGUUAGCCCAGGAUGUUGGUAAUAAACGAUAGAUAAUCGGAAUGAGCUUGACAAUAGCGGACUAAAGGCGAGGUGCUUUGGUAGCGCUCCAGAUCCCCUCUCCUCCACACACAGCUCCACAAGCGGAGCUCCACCAACUGGAGCCUAGGACAUACGGCAGCGCACGAGCUCCGGCUGAACCUCCCCCUGCGUCGCAGUCACAGCCCGCCUGGCUGCCGUUGGGACGUCCAGACUGAGGAGCGCCUCAGUGCAUAGCGAUCAGCGCACAUCCCUCGAAGUCCGCCCGCACGCGGAUCCACUCCUUCCUGCGCCUUUUGUCGGAGUGGGAGCGUACGAGCAUGGGCUCGACGUUUGGGUUCCAGCUGAUGAAACGCCUCUGUCUGCUCCUUUUCCUGUUAUAUGAAGGUUCUUCCGCUGUGUACUUCCCACAGAAAGAGUACUUCGAGAGCAUGUACGUGGGCCAGGAAACUGGCUCCGCCCUGCUGCAGCUGCAUGGCCUGCGCGAGACCGACACUGAGAGGCCCCACUUCUACCUGUGCCCUAACAGCCCGAUGAAUAAAGAUCCCUACAAGUCCUGGUUCCACCUGGAUGAGAGAACUGGCAUCCUAUCACUAAAUAAGACGUUGGACUCCAGUGACUUCAGUGUGCCAUCAAGCAGCCUCACCAUGUCCCUGAAGCGGCUCAGUCUGAAAGCAACGGUCACCCUUGAGCCACAACAAAACUUGAGCUGCUUCUGGAGCCCCACUGUGAACAUCAUCCUCACAUUCAUCAACACAGCGCCCCCUUGUGACCAUCAGAAUCUGAUAAAGAUGUGCUUCCCUGAGAAAGAUGCCAGCCCCCACAUCAAGGAGAACCGGUGGUCCGGGCCCUUCCGGCAGCUCAGGCGCCUGACCUAUCAAGAUCUCUGUCCUAAUUUUACCAUCACAUACAGCCUGGAAGCAGAUAUUUCCGCCCCAUUUCUCAUCAAUGAGAACACUUCUGAGCUGGUGGUGACCAGGUCACUGGACCGCGAGGAGAAGGAGGUGCACGAGCUUCUGUUAGUCUGCACAGUGACCACAGAGUCCAAGGUGCACAAGAUGUCCAUGCCAAUCCUGGUGAAUGUGUAUGACGAAGAUGACAGUGCCCCCUAUGUGAAUGGCACAGACACAGAGGAUGUGCGGAUUGAGUUUAAUCGCAUGGAGGGCUCCCAGUUUGGCAGUUUAUUGGUUUAUGAUAAAGACACAACACCAAUAUACCCCAAAGACCAGAGUCACAACAAAUUUGUUGGAAGUAUGAGGACAAAUGACUCCUGGAUUAAGGAAAUGUUUUCUGUGGAGCAUUCUUUCAUUGAGGAAAAAGCAAUCUUUGGCAACGUUCGUGGGACUAUUCAUAAAUACCGCCUGGCUCUAAAUAAGAACAUUCCAGUACCAGAGAAGCGUUCCUUCCUGUUGGAUUAUCUAGUCAAUGACACUACCUUUCCUGGUUCAGAGGGAACUGUGAUGCUUCACUUCAAUGUUACCAUCCUACCAGUGUCCAUCCGGUUUACCAACCCCCUGUAUCACUUUCCUGUAUCCCGUAGAUCUUCCCCUUAUGCACAGAUCGGUAGAAUCUGCAUCGACAACUGCCUGAAAUUCCAAGGGAUCAACAUCACUUACCGGCUUGCCAUGGCGGAUGAUAAUGUCUCGUCUGUGGAAAGAGUAUGCCAUUCCAUAGUCAGCAUUGCACAGAGCCUGACAGAUAUCUGGGGAGUGCUGUACGUCAACCAUACGGAGGGACUAUGGCAGCCACAGUGCCAAAGCCUGCAGUACAUGGUGGUGGCCAAGGAGCAGCUGAGCCAGCUGCAGGCUGAAGCCAGGCUCCGGGUGGAGUUCUACGAUAAAGGAGAAAAGCAGAGCCUGGAACGUGACUGUCCACUGUCCUGUGCCAAGCAGCGACGCCGGGGGCCAUGUGAAGCCUGCAGUGGCUUGGGGGCAACCACCGGGAGGUGUCAAUGGAGACAAAGCAUUGACAAAGUAAUAUCCAUGAACUACUCCACCUGCUCUCCGGACCUCAGCACCUGCCCGGAUGGGUACUGUGACAUCGUCGAAAGCAAAGACUUGGCAAUAUGCCCCCAGGACUGCACAGAUAAGCCCAUUGUUGGAGGCCAUGAACGAGGGCUGCUGUAUGGCAUCAAGGCUGGUCAUGGAACCUGUUACUGUGCAGACAACUGCUUUUGUGAGAUGGACAAUGUAGAAGAGUCCAUGUGUGAUGAUGUCUGUAAGACAGUGGUUGCCACGGCGCUUCUCCUCUCCUUCAUAAUCUCUGUGCUGCUGUCCACUUACUUCAUCAACCGCUACCAUAAAAGCUCCCCGAAGUCACCAAAGCCCUCCGCCGAAAUGUCCUUCCGGCGGCCUGCCCAGGCCUACCCCAUCAGCUUCUCAGCCAACAAUGUCCGACGGCCUUCUCUGGAGUCCAUGGAAAACCAGGUGGCCAUUGAUACCUUCAAGAUACCGGAAGAUCCAAAGUGGGAAUUCCCACGAAAGAACUUAGUCCUGGGUAAAACCCUGGGAGAAGGGGAGUUUGGUAAAGUUGUCAAGGGAACGGCAUUCCGGCUGAAGGGAAAAGCUGGAUACACCACAGUGGCUGUGAAGAUGCUGAAAGAAAAUGCCUCGCAAAGUGAGCUUCGAGACCUUCUGUCAGAGUUCACCCUGCUGAAGCAGGUCAACCACCCACACGUCAUUAAAAUGUACGGAGCCUGCAGCCAAGAUGGCCCGCUGUACCUCAUUGUGGAGUAUGCCAAGUAUGGCUCUCUGAGGAACUUCCUGCGUGAUAGCCGCAAGGUGGGCUCAAGCUACAUGGGUGGCGACGGCAACCGCAACUCCAGCUACCUGGAGAACCCAGACGAGCGGGCACUCACCAUGGGCGACCUCAUUUCCUUCGCCUGGCAGACCUCCAGGGGCAUGGCAUACCUGGCCGAGAUGAAGCUUGUCCACCGAGACUUGGCAGCACGGAAUGUUCUAGUGGCAGAGGGACGCAAGAUGAAGAUUUCUGACUUUGGCUUGUCACGGGAUGUGUACGAGGAAGACUCCUAUGUGAAGAGGAGUAAGGGUCGGAUCCCAGUGAAAUGGAUGGCCAUCGAGUCAUUGUUUGACCACAUUUAUACCACACAGAGUGAUGUCUGGUCCUUUGGGGUGUUGCUGUGGGAGAUUGUGACCCUAGGGGGUAACCCAUACCCUGGCAUCGCCCCUGAACGGCUCUUCAACCUCCUCAAGAUGGGCUACAGGAUGGAGAGACCUGAGAAUUGCACAGAGGAGAUGUACAGCCUGAUGCUUCGGUGCUGGAAGCAGGAGCCAGACAAACGGCCAACUUUCUCAGAAAUCAGCAAGGAACUGGAAAAGAUGAUGGUGAAAAGCAGAGAUUACUUGGACCUGGCAGCCUCGACGCCUGCUGACGCAUUGCUGUACGACGAUGCACUCUCUGAAGAGGACACUCCUUUGGUGGACUGUAAUAACUCCCCACUACCCCGCACACUCCCCUCCACGUGGAUUGAGAACAAGCUCUAUGGUAGAAUUUCCCAUGCAUUUACCCGAUUUUAACACACAGGGGUGCUGCUCUGCUCUUGGCAUUUGUGAUUGACUUUUUAUAGGGUUAGUGACUGUGGUCAUGGCAUGCUAUUUGCAACUCUAUGAGCAUUUAUAAGCAAGUUAAUCAGUGAUUGAUUAUGUGGAAGAAGGCUUUAAUCUGGACCUGCUUCUCAUGUAAGCUGAAAAUUUUGAUUUUAAAUUUUUAAAUUUUCUGUAAUGGAUCAUUUUGGCAAUUGUUUUAAUUUGAAUUACUAAUGUAAAAAGUUUGCUUUGUAGUAAAACUUAAGCUUUUGACAGAGAGCUAUUUUGAUAUCAAUCCAUCCAUAUUAAUUUGGUGGGAAAAAAUAGUUCACAUGUGCAGCAGAUCCCUGAUCAAUUAAUUUGGCCAUAUGCUGCUGGGUUACACACUUUAAACAGUAAGGCUUUUCAAUUAAACUCAAGCUUUGGUAACAUUUUGUAGAAUGCCGUGAGACCCAGCUGGGGGUGUUACAAGUCUUUGAUGAAUAUUAACUGAACCCUUGUAUGUUUACUGUGUAACUCACAUCUCGCAUGUACUGUAGAUUGUAGCAGAGAACCCUUCCAGUAUUUUGGGUGGGGGGUGUUUCUUAAACAGAUCACUGACUUGAGGAAUUUUCCUUGGAAUGUAUCACUCUGGCUUAGAAAGUUCUAGUGCCUGUCAGACAGCUAAAGAAAUAUCUGUGUAUUUGUGUAAAUUAGGCUGAGAAGUGCUCUUUAUGUCACACAUUCUUGGAAGGAAGUCUUUCAUGAGAAUAGGCAUUUUUUGUAGGGAAAGAACGAGUAGUCUUUGUUUUACCUGCAUGAGAAAAGACAUUGAAAUUAAUCCAGCAGUGUGAAAACUGUAUAAGUGUGUGAAAGAUUUUUUUUGCUAUUGACAUGUUUGUAUCAUCAAGCAAUUUGCAGGCAGUUUGUUUGACUUGCAUUAUCACAGCAGUUUUGAGUGUUGAAUCUUGAGCAGAAGGCACAGUGCUUGCGUUUGAACACCAAAGCCAGGGUUUCCUUUGAGAGCCUUACUGUCUGCACUCUGCAGCGUGAUUCCGCAGUGCAGGAAAAAUUAUGUGUUCUUGUUUUUAGGCAUGUCAUACCCCAACUGGCCGGAGAAGAGCCCAGUUCUGCUCACCAGGCUUGAUGGCACUAACCCGGUCUUUACAAGAUAUGCCAAUGAUAGUGUUUAUGCAAACUGGAUGGUCUCGCCUUCAACGGCGAAAUUUAUGGAC
This is a messenger RNA of Paramormyrops kingsleyae, 4830 nucleotides long. The record is from RefSeq and is a predicted model, not a curated record. Lineage: Eukaryota; Metazoa; Chordata; Actinopteri; Osteoglossiformes; Mormyridae.